AUGCCCGAAAGCCCGAAAGCCCGAAAGCCCGAAAGACACGACAAGCCCGAAAGUCCGCCAAGCCCGAAAGCCCGAAAGCCCGAACGCCCGAAAGCCGAAAGCCCCGAAGAGCCCGAAAGCCCGAAAGCCCCGAAGCCCGAAAGCCCGAAAGCCCGAAAAGCCCGAAAGCCCGAAAGCCCGAAAGCCCGAAAGCCCGAAAGCCCGAAAGCCCGAAACGCCGCGAAAGCCCGAAGCCCGAAAGCCGACAAGCCCGAAAGAGCCCGAAAGGCCCGAAGCCCGAAAGAGCCCGAAAGCCCGAAAGCCCGAAAGCCCGAAGCCCGAAAGCCCGAAGUCCCGAAAGUCCCGAAAGCGCCCGAAGCCCGAAAGCCGAAACCCGAAAGCGCCGAAGCCCGAAAGCCCGAAAGCCCGAAAGCCCGAAAGCCGAAAGCCGCGAAACCGAAAGCCCGAAAGCGCCGAAAGCCCGAACAGCCCGAAAAGCUCCGAAAGCCCGAAAGCCCGAAAGCCCGAAAGCCCGAAAGCACCGAACGCCCGGAAGCCCGAAGCCCGAACGCCCGAAAAAGCCCCGAAGCCCGAAAGCCCGAAAACCCGAAAGCCGAAAGCCCGAAAGCCGAAGCCCGACAAGCCGAAAGCCCGAAAGCCCGAAAGCCCAAAGCCCCGAACCGCCCGAAAGCCGAAAGCCCGAAAGAUCCCGAAAAACCCGAAAGCGCGAAAUGCCCGAAAGCCCGCAAAGCCCGAAAGAAGCCCGAAAGCCCGAAAGCCCGAAAGCCGAAAGCACCGAAAGCCCGAAAGCCCGACAGCCCGAAAGCCCCGAAAGCCCGAAGCCCGAACGCCCGAAAGCCCGAAAGCCCGAAAGCCACGCAAAGCCUGAAAAAGCCCGAAAGCCCGAAAAGCCUUCGAGCCGAAAGCCCCGAAAGCCCGAUAAGACCCGAAGCCCGAAAGCCCGCAAGCCCGAAAGCCCGAAAGCCCGAAAGCCGCGAAAGCCCGAAAGCUCGAAAAGCCCCGAAACUGCCCGAAAAGCCCGAAAGCGCCGAAAACCCGAAAACCCGAAAACCCGAAAACCCGAAAACCCGAAAACGCCGAAAACCCGAGAAACCCGAAAACCUACGAAAACACGCAAAACGCCGAAAACCCGCAAAACGCCGAAAACCCGAUAAACCCCCCGACAACCGCGAAACCCGCAAACCAAAAACCGAAAACCUCUCGAAGAGAGCCCGAAACGCGAAAAACCCGAAAACCCGAGCAAUCCAAAACGCGAAAACCCGAAAACCCGAAAAUCGCACCGCCGAAAACCACCGAAAACCCGAAAAGCUGCCGAAACCCGAAACACCGAAAACCCGAAAACCACUCCCGAAAACCCGAAAACUCGCCGAAAUACAUCGCCGAAAACCGAAAACAGCCGAAAACCCCCGAACAACCCCGAAAAACACCGGAAAACGCCGAACCAAAACCCCGAAAAACACCGGAAACGGCCGAAAACGCCGAAACCCGAAAACCCGAAAACGACCGAAAUAUCCCCGAAACUUGCCGAAAACUCCGAAAACCCGAAAACCCGAAAACCGAACACCGAAAACCCGAAAACUCCCCGAAAACCGAAACCCGCUCAAACUGCCGAAAACACCGAAACCCCUGAAAACCCGAAAACUCCGAAAACCUUAG
Messenger RNA from Penaeus vannamei (Pacific white shrimp), 1656 nucleotides. The record is from RefSeq and is a predicted model, not a curated record. NCBI's taxonomy places the organism in Eukaryota, Metazoa, Arthropoda, Malacostraca, Decapoda, Penaeidae.